This is a messenger RNA of Amphimedon queenslandica, 1658 nucleotides long. RefSeq lists its product as uncharacterized. NCBI's taxonomy places the organism in Eukaryota, Metazoa, Porifera, Demospongiae, Haplosclerida, Niphatidae. The record is from RefSeq and is a predicted model, not a curated record. The annotation marks the transcript as partial. The transcript is spliced from 2 exons.
CAUGUACACCAGAUCCCCAGUUCCAUUCUUCACCCUCUCCUCAACCUAUGGACAGAUAUUGUUCUCCUUCAGGAGCCUCAUCUCUCUCUCCUUCUGUUGCUAUUAACUCAUCUCCAGUGAUCUCAAACAACAAGAAAACAUUCUCCAAGUCUCCCAUGAUUUGCCUCAUACGUGCUAGUGUCCGUCCCACCCCUCCCUCCAGUCCAUCUGCCAUUUCUAAUUCCUCACCUUUUUCAAAUAAGUCAGUGAAUGCUGUUGAGCAGCUUAAGCCGCUCUCGCGUAACAAAGUGAAGAGGAAGAGAAAGAGAGAGCAUAAUUCCACUGGUAUUGUUACCAGGUCAAAGAUAAAGAGAAGAUUAACAAGCUCAAUGGAAGAGACCACCAAUGCUAGCACCAGCACUUCUGAUUCAUUGACCAAUACUUCUAAUACAGCUCCUAUCUCUUCAACCAGUCCUCCUAUCAUUAUUACUAACUCUAAUUCAACCAGUCCUGCAGCUAGUGCUCUAACCAGUGUUAGCCCAUCAAUAAAUUCUGCUUUACCCAGUGCCUCUACCAGCGUUUCAUCCAACAUUCCAACCUGUAUUUUGUCCAGUUUUCCCCCCAAUAUUCCAACCAAUAUUUCAUCCAGUGCUUCCCCCAAUAUUCAAAGCAGUGUCUCUACCAGUGCUUCCCCUAAUAUUCCAGCCAGUAUUUCAUCCAGUGUCAGUGCUCCUCCUUCUCCUAGACUCUUUCAUGGUAAGCAGUGCUACAUUAGACUCCCAUUGAUGAAGAAGCCACUCACUAAACUCCAUUCCUCAGUUCCAAGGCUCUGUGUUGAAAAAUUAAAAAACAUUCCCUCAUUUGUAGACAAAGGGAACACUGGAACUCAAUCUCCUAUGUCUCUUUCCACUUUAUUGUCUCAUACUCCUCCUGCUAAACCCACUCGCCUAUCAUUGCCAAUAACUAGAUCAUCUAAAGUGAAAUCAGUUUGUAUUCAAAGACACUCCUCCUCUUCAGUUUUGUGUCCAUCUUCUUCUCCACUAGUGCAGCAACAGGGCUCCUCAUCAUCUCCUCAAACCAGAUCACCAUCCUCUCCUGUCCUUUUAUCAUUACUAGCUUCUCCCUCUGGCUCCCCAUCCAGCUCCUCCUCUAUUCCUCACUCUCAGUUAUCUUCGCAUCAAAACUCACCCACUCCUUCCCACUCCUGUCCUGUAUCAGUAUCAGUCACUAAAGACCAAGUGACAAGAUCAAGAGCACAUAUUCUUAAAAGAUCAUCACUCAAUGGUUCUGCUAGUGGUCCUUCUCAUAUUACAGGACGUGGGUUAUCCCGUCAGUUUGGUAAUACCAGUAAAGUAUCAGGAGGAGGUCCUGUUAAUAAAGAUACUGGUACUACUGGAGCCAGUGGGAGAGGAGGGAGGGCUAAGAGGAACAUUGAAAGUUUUAAUGGAGAGUCACAGUCUUCAGAUGAGAGGAGGCCAAAGAAGAGAAGAGGUGUUGUAUCUGAUGAGGUGAGGCCUCCUAAUAUAGUAGACUGGUCCUGUGCCCUCUGUAAUCUUGGUAAUAAUGCUAGUGAGCUCAGUUAUCUGUAUGGACCUUUAAACAAUGUUAACAACAGAACAGAAGAUGUAUGGACUCAUUGGAAGUGUGCAGUGUGGGCAUCAGGUGUGUAUUUUGAUGGU